CCUGGAUACAUAUAUCCAGUCUCAAUGUGCCAUCUUUUUUUAUUAGCUUCUAGGGAUUUAAGUAUCUUUCCAACACCUCUCUUUCUUCAUUCCUUGCUUGUUUAAAUUUUGACCAAUCACGCGGCGUCAACAGACAAAAGAGCCGACUCUCGAACAGGAAAACGAGGGCUUCUUGCUGCAGAAAAAAAAAAAAAAAGCCCCACGCAAAGACAGAACCCCACGCCAGGAAAUAGGCGAGGGAGGCCCCAGAACGCACAUUGCAGUGAGCAGACCGCAGAAACUGCUUGACUCGAAUUAACGCCUUGCCUUCGAGUACAUCAGUCCCACUCCACCCAUGCGGCAGUUCCGUGGACCGGCGGCGUUGAGGUCACACUGACGGACGACACGCGACGGAGGCGGCGUGGGGGGAGAAGACGUUGAUGCGGUGCUACCGGACCAAGCUGUCGGCGUGGACCGCUGUGUUCGUGCUGGUGCUGUGCUGGUUCUACGUGUACCCGGUGUACAAAGUCCCCCGUGAUAAGGACGUGGUGGACGAGGUGCUGAGGCAGGGGGACGUAUGGAAGAAGAACCAGACGGGCAUCGACUUGUACAGGAAGAUGCUGCGGGAUUGCUGUGAUCCCCGGAAGCAGUUUGCACUGACUAAGGAGGUUGCGGCGCUGGGCAAGGUGCUGUGGUACGAUGGCGAGUUUUACUACUGGCACACGGUCAACAACGAGACGCACUCGCUGUUUGUGCAGGCCAACCCUCUGCAGCUCCCUCUAAAGAAGUGUGCGGUGGUGGGAAACGGCGGCAUCCUCAGGCACAGCCAAUGCGGACGUGACAUCGAUCAGGCCGACUUCAUCAUGAGGUGUAACCUUCCACCACUUUCCAAGGAAUACGUGAAGGAUGUGGGCACCAAAACCCACUUUGUGACGGCCAACCCCAGCAUCAUUGAGAAGAGAUUCCAGAACCUCUUGUGGUCCAGAAAGGCGUUUGUCGACAGCAUGAAGGUCUACGGUUCCAGCUACAUGUACAUGCCGGCCUUCUCCACGAAGCCCGGCACGGUCCCGUCAUUGCGGGCCGCCUACGCCCUGGCGGACUCCUCGUCCAACAUCACCAUGCUCUUCGCCAACCCGGACUUUCUGGGCAGCGUGGGCCAAUUCUGGAAGGCCCGCAACGUGCAUGCCAGGCGUCUCACCACGGGGCUCUUCGUGGUCAGCCUGGCACUGGGGCUGUGCGAGGAGGUGACCGUGUACGGCUUCUGGCCCUUCUCGGUGGACCUCGCCGAGCAGCCCAUCAGCCACCACUACUACGACAACAUGAAGCAUAACAGUUGGUUCCACGCCAUGUCCGAGGAGUUUGUGCAGCUGUGGAAGCUGCACAAGAGCGGAACGCUGCGCAUGAGGCUGGGACACUGCCCCCAACAGGAGCAGGUGAGCUAGGGCACAGCGUUGGGAACCUUCUUACUUAAUGCCAACAUCAAAUAUUCAUACAUUUACGUAUCAUGUCUCCAUCCGAGCCUCUUGGGAUUCAUUAAAGUGAAGGCGGGGGUUGUUACUGUGUCUUCUUGGCAUAUGGGCCAGCUGAACCAAAACCCCCAAUCGUCAAACAGAAGGCAAGGAGGAGCCGAAGGAAUUGUGCAAUCCCUAUAUGAGGACAAAGGGGUGCAUGCAAGGAUUUAUUUUUGCUAGUUUUGUUUAGCUCUGAUGCCAAAUGAGGUUUCUAGGUUAACAUGGAUGGCCAAUCAAGUCAAUGGAAGCGAUGUCGCGUUGCCUUUUUGGAAUGUAAUUUCCAUAAUGCAAUAGGAAACCCGUAAAGCACAAAUGCCACAUAGACAUCAUAUUGCUUCUUGCAAAUGCUUUAGGGGGAAUUGCACUUUUUUUUUUUUACAUUUUGCUUAUUAAUCACAAUCCUUAUGUGAGACAAGAACACUUUCUUUUUUGUGUGCGUUCUAAAUGGUGAAAAACCUCUAGCAAGAGGUGUGGAUUCACCUGAAGGAAUCAAUAAAAAACUACCUAUCCAUCUAUAAAGCCCUCUAAAAAAAUACCAACGUUUUAUAUGCAUGCUGUAAGUAUAAUGUAACGUUUUAACACUGGCGCAUUGAUGACAACAUGUAACAUUUACAAUAUUUUGCCCAUUUAAAAAAAAAUACCGAAACUUCUUUCCUGGGUGCGUUCGCAGAGCGCAAAACAAUUGCGACUUCCAUCAACAACAUCAGGAGCACUUUUUGUGUUUUCCACCACUAAUCAUUGCAGAAUUUGUGAGAGACGACAACCACUUUACUGAAUAUGCGGAGGAGGAGCUUAAAGUGUUCGUUUUCUUUUUAAAAAAUCCAUAUAUUGUUUGAAUAUUUAAAACCUUAGAUUAAAUUAGCUUUUUCAUUUUGUGGCCCUCAGUGGAAGACGUUUAGACAACCCUGUUUUACAAGCUGGAAUCUUAAGCAGUUCCAGCUCUAGUGAAGCACCAAGCUGUUGUCCUACCAUUAGCUUUUAGCACGAGUGCUAUACGCUUAAUCAAAAACAUACUCAGUUACUUACAAUAUCUGCUGUCAUCAUGUCAACUGAUGGGAUGGUUGUAUCUUUCAGCCCAAUACUUCAGCAUCAGCAUAGUCCUCAGGUAAAAAACAUUUAGUUUUCUAAGCAUCGUUUUCGGGUCUAAGUUGAGAGACGCUAUCCACUAAUUUAGUCGGUCCGGAGUUUUGACUAGUAGCGUGUAGAAUCUUAAAAUUGACUAACUUCUCCUCUUGUGGUCACAACCAUUUACUAUACUAUAAGCUCGUAUUAACUUUUAAAACCUCGGAGGUAAAAGUUUCAAUCAAUCAAUCAAUCAAUUCAGAACCUGUUGUAGUUACCUAGUGGCGGGAGGAGCAAUAUGAGUGUAUGUGUUACUACGCCAGAAAAGUAGUUCCUUGACAAUACAGUAAUCAUUUCGCUAUAGCUUGUUUAAUGCAGGUCACAGCAUGUAAAUAGAGCGUUGUUGCCAGGUUUUAUGUUUUUUUAGAGUGCUGUAUGGAUGGAUUAGAUAAAUCCCCUUUACAUGCAUUGGUAGCCGCCUCUUGCCAACGUUUUUUUUACUAUUUAGAAUGCAAAGAAAAGAGAAAAAGAUGUGAUGAUGGGAAAAAUUCCACCAAAAAUGCAGUUCCCCUUUCAGGCUGAAAUAGAGAUACGCGAGAACAUAUUUCAGCCAAUCUGUGUGAGCAUGUCGAUAUAUGGUAGGUCUUUAUUGCCAUUGCACAAGUACAACAAAAUUUAGUUUUCAGCACAAACCCGUUCAAGAUUAGACAAACAAUGUACAGGGUUACAGAACAGGAAUAGCAAAUCAUGUAUACAUAUUACAAAGAAGCAAGCACGAGAGAUAGGGAGAGGAAAGGGGAGGGAGUGCCAGUGAGAAAUAUUGUACUCUUAUUGAAAAAACGUACUGUUUCUAUUAUAUGUAGGGUACACCACCAUCACAAUUCUGUACGUACCUCGUUUUUUAUGGUCACUGUUCACUAAAGUAAGGGUACAAAAAUGCAAUGAUUGUGUAAUUACUUUUAAAAAGGAACCUCAGUCAGUGGCAGGCACGAUUUACUUCGGUUUAAGUUCCAAUAAGUACGACGAAACCGAAUAAAACAGAAAACGAAGCACUUUUUCCAAGCACUUGAUAUAUUUUUCUCUGCAAAAGUCUUCAAAAACCGGUGGAAAGACGGAAGAUUGGACUAUUUCCGAUGUUAUCACUAGCUACAAGCUGGGCUGCACUACUUCUUCCGCCAAGAUCUCUGCUUCCACGCCGCUUGACUCACCUUUCCAUCCGCUUUUUUGUGGUUGUGGAGUUGCAUUGCAACGGCAAUUGUAUGCCUACAGUCCCUCACUCUGGGAAAUUGGUACACAGCAGGAACAAACCGAAGGCUCCAUCCAGAAAAAGUCCAUGGCAUGUACCGUUACACCCCAAAUUUUUUGGCUUAAUAUUUUGCACUCCUAAAUUUUUUAUAUUGUUGUGUUUUGGUGUGUGUGUGCAUCAGGGCCAAAUCAGAGCAGCUUAACGCUCAUUUGCUGUUUUUUUCUAUACAACGGUGAUAACUGUGGAUGUGCCAACUGACAGCUGAUAACUUUUUUUUAUCAUUUUGUCAACAUGAGUUGCCUCUUUUUUUGGUUUAUUUUGUAUGAAGUAUUGCUCAUGUGGUGGUGUUGAUCAGGCAGAUGUGAGACAUUUUCAUUUAUUACUUGCACUGACUUUUGUUUGUUUCUUCUGACCACCUUCUGGUGUUGGUGAGGCAUCAUGUGGCCCGGUAAUGGAAGGUUUUAACAAUGUAUGUUUUGUUUUGUUUAUAUUUAUACAUAUAUUCGUGAUCUGUGUGUGUGUGUGUGUGUGUGUGUGUGUGUGUGUGUGUACAUACAUACUUAUAU
Molecule: messenger RNA, 4364 nt
Organism: Nerophis ophidion (straightnose pipefish)
Lineage: Eukaryota; Metazoa; Chordata; Actinopteri; Syngnathiformes; Syngnathidae
Gene: st8sia1
Product: ST8 alpha-N-acetyl-neuraminide alpha-2,8-sialyltransferase 1
Exons: 5
Coding region: 420-1421 (333 amino acids)
Biological process (GO): oligosaccharide metabolic process; N-glycan processing
Molecular function (GO): alpha-N-acetylneuraminate alpha-2,8-sialyltransferase activity
Source: RefSeq, a predicted model, not a curated record